Messenger RNA from Funneliformis caledonium, 528 nucleotides. NCBI's taxonomy places the organism in Eukaryota, Fungi, Glomeromycota, Glomeromycetes, Glomerales, Glomeraceae. The record is from the annotation of a GenBank genome assembly.
AUGGUUCGUAAAAAGAAUAAGAGACAUAAUCAAUCCACACCAUCGGCAACUUCAGCAUCAGCUGAGGAGACCCAAUCCGAAAGUCUUAUAGUGACGGCUACGGAACUACAAGAACUUGUACGUCAAGGUCUCAUAGUUGAUGAAGUUCAUGAAGUACUAGAAUAUGAUCGAAAAAAUAUGCCUUGGAUUGAUAACUUUGUUCAUGCAUCGAUGGAGCUUGAAAACCAAUGCAACGAUCCACGAGAAAAAGCAUUUCAUGCCUUAAUGAGGGAGCUCUUUGGUAUGAAAGCAUUUCGUGAAACAUCCAUUCAAGCUGGUCUCAUUUCUAAGGCGCAAGAUUUUGGAAAUAAAAUAGAUAAUCGCAUAAGUGAUUUUAUCAUUCAAAUGGGGGAAGGCAAAAAAGGAUGGUUAAGCCGUAGAUCAGUUGCGAUAUUGCGUCAGAUGUCAACUACGAAAAGAGUAAUAGAUUUGCUUAAUAUUGCCAAAAAUAAAGGUCCUGAAACUCGUGGACAAAUAAUCAUUUUCUAA